Molecule: messenger RNA, 738 nt
Organism: Drosophila novamexicana
Lineage: Eukaryota; Metazoa; Arthropoda; Insecta; Diptera; Drosophilidae
Exons: 2
Coding region: 1-738 (245 amino acids)
Source: RefSeq, a predicted model, not a curated record
AUGUUCGUCCUGUGGUUUUCAGCGUCAAAUCCUCUGGCUGCAUCCUCAUGUGGCUUCAGUUCCAAUAAACUCUUUAUCGCCGCAAUCUCCCUUUGCCUGGUGGCCAUUGCCGCAGCUCAAUCCGCGGAUCCUGCCGUCCAGGACCCUUCGGUUGAAUACUUGCCGCCUGUUGGUGAUGCUGAGGCUGCCGCUUUGUCAGAGGAUGGCUACCGUUACAAGACGGUGCGUCGCCUGAAGCUGCGCCAUCGCCGCGAGGUGCCCAGCCAGGAAUAUCUGCCACCCACACAGGAGUAUCUGCCGCCCGUGGAUGCCGUCGAGGUGGCCGACACCAAGGUUGCCGACGAUGGCUACCGCUACAAGACCGUGCGCAAGCUCAAGUUCCGUGCCCGUCAUCGUCGCGAUGUCUCCGAGAUCGUUGAGCCCUCCAGCGAAUAUCUGCCACCUGUUGAUGUUGAGCUCGCCCCCGAGCUGAAGACCGUGCUGGGCGCUGAUGGCUACCGCUACAAGACCGUGCGCAAGCUUAAGUUCCGUCGUCAUCGUCGCGAGGCCGAUGCCGCUGCUGAGGAUGCCGCCGCCGCUGAGGCAACCAAUGGCGAAUACCUGCCCCCUGUUGAGGCACCUGCCGCUGAGGUUGCCGAGGUCAAGACUGCCGAGGUGCCCGCCGAGGGCACUGAGGUCGGCAAGGAUGGCUACCGCUACAAGACCGUGCGUCGCAUCCGUUACCGUUACCGCCAUUAA